AAAUAUUAAAUGGUGUUAUUCAUUUGAUAUUCGAAAAAGCAGUAGAUGAGCCAAAGUACUCGUCUAUGUAUGCACAAUUGUGCAAGAGACUGCAUUCAGAAGCACCGAAUUUUGAAGAAGCAAAUGAUGAAUGUACAGUUUUUCGUUUAAUAGUGAACACCUGUCGCGAUAGAUUUAUAAAGCGCUCAACAUAUAGUGAUUUGAUAAAGAAAAAUGACUCGCCACUAUUGCCAGAGGAUGAAGAGGAGAAGCAGCAGAUAUUCAAGCAGAAGAUGCUUGGGAAUGUCAAAUUCAUUGGGGAGUUGUAUAAAUUGGGUAUGGUGUCAGAAAGCACCAUACACCAAUGUAUUAUACAACUCCUGGAGCCCAAUGCAAACAACAAUAUGCGCAACGAGGACAUGGAAUGUCUGUGUCAGUUGCUCAGAACUUGUGGAAAGAACUUGGAUACAGAACAGGGCCAAAUGCUGAUGAAUCAGUAUUUCCAGGGCAUGGCGAAGAAAUCAAUGUCGGCAAAAUAUCCACCACGAAUAAGGUUUAUGUUGCGCGACAUUAUUGAGUUGCGACGGAACAAUUGGGUACCUAGAAAAGUAGCAACUACUGAAGGUCCCGUUCCAAUUCACCAAUUGAGAAUUGAUGACGAUCUCAUUCGUCCCAAUUUUGUAAACAGAUCGCGGGAUCUACGAAAUGAUCGAGAUGGCGAUAACUGGAUAAAUCGACUUUCCGGCUUCAAUGAUAUGUUUAGCAAUUUGACUGUUUCCAACACCUCACCGAUAAUAUCACCCUACAACGUAGCUUCAGGGAAUAAUGCAUUUGGUGGCCGUGAUGCUGUUGGCGUUCGAGGCCUUGCAAAUGGUGGAAUGAGUUCGGGUGGAUUGGGUGUCGGUGCAAGUGGCAAUGGAAUGUCAGGCGGUGGAUCUUAUAGGAAUCACAAUGGCCAGCGAAAUCAUCAGAAUAACUCUUCUCAUCAGAAUUAUCAAACAUACAAUAAUCGCUACAAUAAGCACAAUCAUGGCAAUAACAAUUCGCACAACUCAUUUACCAGCAAUAUGCUCAAUAACAAAGAUCUGGCACCACGUUUUAAGAGGAACCUCAUACAGGCACCCCAAGAUCCCGUUGAGAAUCUCCAGAUGCGUCCAGCGGCCAAUAGUUUGCUUUUCAAGGCGAAUAUCAAUGUAAACAAACAACAAUUGCCGCUGACUCAACCGCGAGCCCAGACAGCAGGGGGGAAUGUUGGUAAUCAAUUUGGUCAGAACUAUAUGGGACCAGCAGAGUCGAAUCCCCCAUUACCACAAGUCCGGGAACAACAGAGCUAUCAGCAAAGUAAUGUGAAGCAAGGAAUGGGUGAAAAGGCUGGUCAUCCACAGGUACAGGUGUCCGUGAAUCCAAUUAUUAUGAAGGAAGAUGCUCUUGGGAAGGAAGAGCCGAAAAAGCAAAAGGAGAAGAAGAAGGACAAAACACCCAACAAGGAGGAAUUUAUAAAGAAAGUUUCAGUAUUUCUUGUGGAAACGUACAUGCCGCAAAUUGAACCGGGUGAGAAUGAAGGCAGUAUCGAUGACAUUGCUAUGAUGUUUAUAGAGAUAAAAGUGCCUGAGAAAUUUAUGAAGGAUGCAGUAACAAUUAUUUUUACGGAGAUCCUCGAAAAGAGUGAUGAUGCUCACGAGAGAACAAUUGAUUUCCUCACGUUGCUCAAAAAAGAAGGGAAACUCAAUCCCAAUGCAACCGUUGAGGCCUUCAGGCAUCUCAUAAAUACAAUGAAUGAACGUGAAUCCACCAUUCCACGUGUAACGACAAUUGUGGCAAAUCUCUUGGCAAGAGCAGCUGUGGCCAAAUUAUGUUCACUUACCGAUAUUGCUGGGUUCACUGAGAAUGGGCAACACUAUCCACUACUAUUGCUUGUCCUACAGCAACUCCACAAAAUUCUAGGGAGACAAGAAUUAACUGAGAUGUUCAAUAAGAGCAAAGUGAACAUUAUGACAAGCUUGCCAGAGGCUGAUCGUACAAAAGAUCGCAUGGCAGAAAUUCUCGAUGAUCGCAAUUUAAGCUUCCUCUAUCCACUUCUCAAAGUGCAAUCGGAGUUGUGGAAGCAAAUCCAAUUGGAUUCUAAUCCACAGCAAUUUUACAAGUGGAUCAAAGAGAAUGUUGAUGCCAGCUGCUACGGUGAUGCUGGUUUCGUGACAGCAAUGAUGACUGUUCUUUUGAAAUAUAUUACUCAGGAAACAACAAUUGCUGAGGGAAUUGAUAUGUCGAAACACCCUGAGAAAGUUCUGAUUGAGAAAGAGAGAAAGCUCUUGGAGAAAUAUUGUCCAAUUUUGAAUGCUUUCCUUACGAGCUCUCAACUUCAAUUGGUCGCUAUCUAUGCUCUGCAAGUGUAUUGCUACUCAAUGGACUUUCCCAAAGGAAUGCUUUUACGAUGGUUCACAGCUCUUUAUGAUUUGAAUGUGAUCGAAGAGGAUUCAUUCCUACAGUGGAAGGAGGAUAUAACUGAUGCGUAUCCAGGCAAAGGAAAGGCACUUUUCCAAGUAAAUGCAUGGCUGACAUGGCUUCAGGAGGCUGAAUCCGAAGAUGAUGAUGAUGUAUAGAGAGUAAUAAAUUUUAAUUUAUUUACUUUGAGCAUGCAUAAACAGGUAAGAGAAAAAAUUAAUUGAGAGAGAAUCUUUUUACCAACAAAAUCAGUAAGUAAAAAACGAAACAAAACAUAAAUUGGGCAUGUGAAAAUUAUAUUAAUGUAACAUAAAAUUUAUAUUGAUUGCUGUCUAAUAUUAUUGGUAUUAGUUGGCGGUUGUAUCUUUCGGUUUCAUUGGGUUACAUUCUCUAGAUUUUUUUCCUGUCCGUCUUUUUCAAAUAAUGCAUCUAAAGGGAAAAAAUAUAGAAGAAAUUUAGAAAAAAAAAUGCUACAUAACAGAAAAUAAAACUACAUAAAAUAUUUACCACAUCAAUGGAACUGAAUCAAAUAUGAAUUAAUCACUGCCCAAGAAUAUUUAUAAAGUAAAAAAAAGUGGGAUGAAGGUAAAGGAACAUGAUGCUUAAAUUUAAUACAUCCAACAUAUUUUUAAUGAAUAUUUAGCAUGUGAAAACUGUUUUAUGUGAAAAGAAAGUGAAAGAAAAAAUGUAGCUAAUUUAUCUAUAUAGAGACUCAAAUUAACCAAUUGAGUUUUAUAUCUUUAACAAUAUUACCUAAAAAUAGUUUCUACCGCGUUAAACGGGAUUUUUUUUUAAACAUACUACAUAAUCAAUUAUUAAUUUUGAUUAACGCAUUGCAAUACAAUCUUUAUUUCAUUCACAAAUUAUUAAUCACAAGUUCAUAUUAAAAAAAAAAGUUGCGGAUAUCUUUAUUUUUUUCUUGAUUUUUUAUUAAUUUCCAAAAAAAAAUAUCUAAAAAUGUUGCAAUUGGUGAUUUUUGCUAGAUGCAAUUCAUUCAGAUUCAUUCGAAAACGUUUCUUCUUGUCUUUAGAUUUUCAUGUCAUUUACUUGUGAAUUUAUUUUGCAAUUACAUGCAAACAUAUUCCAAAAGAAGUAUAUGUAUUUAUAAAUAUAGAUAAAAAAUCACAUUGUACUAACUGAUUUUAAUAAAUUAUAUUAUAAAUAUUUCUGUAACUUCUAUCUAAUUUCCUAGUGAAAAGUAAAAGAUAAUUAAAAAGAAGCAAACCGUAGAGAUCAAUUUGAAGCACAAGAAUGUUGCGUAAACUAUUUGUAUGUGGGUGAAUUUUGUGGUUUUUAAGUAUUAUUCCCUGAUUAGUGAGAGAAAUUAAAAAAAAAAAAAUAGUAACAAAUUGGAAUGGCAACUUAUAGAGUUAAAAAAAAAUAAAUGUUCAUUGCGAAUGAAUGAUGGCACACUGCAGUGUAAGGAUUUACGUGUUUAUUUUAUUUUCUUCAAAAUAUCUGUUUUAAUUAAACAAGGAUAAAAAUGUGAAAAUUUUCAUGUUGUACCUUGUUACACAAUGAAAAAUAAGAAAAUCUUUCAAUAAAAUUAAAUCUCUAUACGUGAAAUGAAGAAAAAAAUUGAAUCGUAUGGUUAGGACAAAGAGCUUUUAAAGAAAAUCUAGCAACUGAGACAUUCUUGUCCUACAUUUUCAUUGCAAAUAGAAUAUUAAAAAAUAACUGAAAUGAUUUUUAAGUAAAUUUGAUGAUUUCUCAAAUCUGAAUAAUAAUCACAAAAAUUGAGAAAACCCAUACGAUUCAUUUGCAUCCAGGUGUAGAGAAGAUAAAACAAAAACAUCAAGAAAAAAAAAAUAAUAUAAUAUAAAAAAAAUAUAUAAAAUUAACAGUGAUUUUUAUGAAAAUUUACCAGAAAUAUUUUGAAAGAGUUAAAAUAAGAAAAUUAGACACAAAGAACUAAUUUUCUUAUUUAUAUUUUUAAUUUUAUUUUAUGUUUUUUUCAUUAUCAAUUUAAUAUUUAUCAAGAAUAUUAUCUCUCUAAUACAACUGAUGGUAUAUUUUCAAAUAAAUCACUGUGCGCAAAAAAAAGGGACGAUGAGAAGGAAGAUAGAAAGAAGCUUGCAAUAUUUUCGGUGUGAGAUUAUGUGAUGGAAUAUUGCAAUGGCUGAAUGAUUGUAGGUUGAAUUGCCCCCUCUUUUCUUUUUAUAAAAAAAAAACUUCCUAAUUUUAGCGUUCCCUCUAAAUGCGGAAAUUCAUUUCCGAAAGUAUUGAGUGGAGUGCAAUAUGGAAGUGACAAAUAGUUCAAUUGGUAUUUUACAUUUUAUUCUCAAAACCAUACCUAAACUUUUCCGUGAUUUAAAUUCUCAUAAAUAGUUUAAAAAAAAAGAUCAUACUUAGAGUUUUUUCAUUAAAAAAAAUUAAAUAAAUCCGAAGCUUCUGGAUAAGUCAAGAGAUUUUUUACUCAAGUUGUGUGAUGUUAAAAGAAAAUCGCAGGAGAAAGUUUAAUAAAUCUCUUGAAAAUAGAAGGAAGUUUCGUUCAAAGAACAAAACUUCAAAAGUCAUUUAUGCUUCGAUAAAGAAGUAUUUGGUUUGUUUUACGAACAUACCUACCACGCUAUAAUAAUCUCUUUUUCUAUAAAUAGUCUUCCAAGUAAAUUGUUUGAAUCAAAGAAAAUAUUUAACAUCUUUUUUUUUGCUGAAUUUUAGGAGAAAUUUUAAUUUUUUUCGCAGAGAUUAAAAAAAAUGAAGCAUAAAUGAAUUUUGAAUCACAAAAUCAAUUUUUAUCGAAAAUAUACAGAUGGAAGAAAACGAUAACAUGUAUGUGAAAAUUGCGAAAUUUUACAAUUUUUUUUGUUGUUGUGUAACUAUGAAGGAGAAAAAAAAAGAAUGAUUAAGGAAUAUUAAAAAGUGGCUAUAUUAUUUUCGAUAAAAAUUACUAUUUUGUGAGAAAGAAAGUGACACUUUUAAAACAAAGUUUGCAAUUUUACUAAAUUUCAAGAAAAGAAAAAUUCUCGUAAUGUUCUAAAAACGAAGAGAGAGAAAAAAGUAUUAAGAAGUAAAUAUGCCUUUUUGAAAACGAUUGACUUCCCUUUGACUUGCAAUAAAUUGACUGAACUCUUGGGUAGUUAAAAUUUAAAUGGAUCUAAAAGAACGAAUUCAUGUUUCAUUUUUUUUUUGUAAAAGGUAGUUAAAUUAUAAUGGAAAGUACUUCAAAUACAGUGAAUGUUAUGAGAGAGCAAGAAAAGAAUUUAAUAAAAAUGCACAUCGUUUUAAAGUGACAAUAAA
Lutzomyia longipalpis is the source of this 5661-nucleotide messenger RNA. It is a transcript of the gene NAT1, whose product is annotated as eukaryotic translation initiation factor 4 gamma 2. The record is from RefSeq and is a predicted model, not a curated record. Gene Ontology annotation, molecular function: protein binding; translation initiation factor activity; mRNA binding. Gene Ontology annotation, cellular component: eukaryotic translation initiation factor 4F complex. NCBI's taxonomy places the organism in Eukaryota, Metazoa, Arthropoda, Insecta, Diptera, Psychodidae.